CAGUGCCUGGGCCGUGGGACUUAAUUUUCCCUGUUUGCCAUGAAGUUUUUGGAUGCCCUGCACCGCGGCACAGUACUGACGCUCGCUGGCAUGGCGUGUUGGGGAGCUUAUGCCGGGGUUCGUGUCCAUUAUCAGAUUCUAGAGGCUGGAAGACCAGAGAGAGUGGCAAUUAGCACAAGCGGCACAAGGAGCGGUAUCAGGGCGCACCCCAUGAUUUCUUUUUCAUGUCCUGAACCGACAAUGGCAGUAAUAUUGCGACACUUUUGAGCCCACAGAAUGGUGCCCUUCCUACGAAAUGGCUUCAUUCAUAACCCUUUCUGCCUUUAACAGACUCGUACUCAGAGCAAAUGUUUCAUGGCCGUUUGCG
Cantharellus anzutake is the source of this 367-nucleotide messenger RNA. RefSeq lists its product as uncharacterized. Bases 40 to 267 code for a protein of 75 amino acids. Lineage: Eukaryota; Fungi; Basidiomycota; Agaricomycetes; Cantharellales; Hydnaceae. The record is from RefSeq and is a predicted model, not a curated record. The transcript has 3 exons.